UAUGACUUACAAGUUGUAGUUGCACCAGUUGUACACGUUCGAUAUAGAUAUGUAAUUCCUUACUAAUUGUUGUAGAUGUAGAAGCAGGAGUUCGUCCUCGACAGAUCAAAUUGGGAGCGUGCGAUAGAUAAAAAUCACGCGACGAGAGAGAUGCGACCAAGAAAGGAUGCGGCAUGUUCCUGCGUUGCUCGUUGCAGCUUGGCAAGUGAACGACGACGGCGACGGCCUUCGGCAAAUCAUAACGUUGUGGUGUACAGUCGUCUCCAAAUCAUCUCUGGGCAUGUGGUAAACGACGCGAGCAUCGUACAGGAACAGAGUAGGCCUCCAGGAGCACCCGAAGCAGUCGUCUUCUCGACAGCUCUUGAUACCCUCUACACUGAUUCUAACCUUGCUGGUUACGGCGAAGCAACAAAGCGCUCAUCGUCAACAACAUUAGGACCAGGAUCAGGUUCCUCGACUACUACCUGCUCGUCGUCUUCUGCCAACCUUUUUCCUGAUGUUGUGCCGAUUUUCACUGAGCUUGCACAACGCGGCGUCCACAUAUACCUUGGCUUUGAGGAUUUCUCGGUAAGGAAGAAUACAGAGCCUGCUUCACCUGAACGCACUUUCGCACGAAAAGGGGACAGUUCUCACGCAGGACGAAAGGGACGACACGCGAAAGCGAAAGAACCAGGACCACCUCAGCGCGCAACUAGUGGAGGUAAACCCAGAGCAAAAAAACGCGAUGCUGUGUCUUCUUACACUAGAAACAUAAGAUCCGACUGGGAGGUUCAAGAAUUUGGCUUGUGGACCCACGCAGAGCAAAACGCGCUUCUAGAGGUUCUGCAUUCGAACGAAAACUACACGUCGCUUCGCCAAAUCCUAGGACUACUGGUGACGGCGGAUGUGCUACGCUACGUUAAGGGCUUGCUGAUGAUGAAAAAUGUUGAUCUUGCAAGUAGAGCUGGGGGACGGGGUGAAGCAACGAAGACGUUGCUGCCUGCUUACACGCAUUUUCUGUUGGGUAAAAUUGCAGAUAUGACUCGGCUCGGUCGUACUACUGGAGGUCGCGGCGGGCAACAUCUGACCUUGCCAGUGCCGCUAGAUCGAGAUAGAGACAACGCUGAAGACGAACAGUACACGGCUGACGAUGUUGGAAACUUCAAAGAAAAUAUGACAGGACGCGGGAAAAAAUUGGACCUUUCCGCGGAUCUGAUGGUUGUAUCAAGCAAUUUGAUGCAUUUGAAGGAAGUGAAGGACUUGAUUUCUCCGCGAGUUCUCUGCGUGCAAGCUCGACAAGCCAUGGGCGCAAAGGGUCUUACACCGGCGGCCGUUCUAGCGCCGGUGCGCUACGGCAGUCCGAUCCUUUCAGGUCAGUUUUUGCCCCGAUCCGACUUCCUUCCUGCUCGGUUGCGGUGGUACGAAGAUUUCGUGGUUCGGAGACUCGAAACAGAACUACAGAAGUUGACAGAAAAGCAAAAGGCGAAUCCUGACGCGAGGACCCUCGCGAGAAGCGAAGAGGCACCACCCACUACGACUACCAGCGCAUUGCAUUUUGCAGCUCCACCACCUCCUACACCGAUACCUUUAGAAGAGCAAGGGAGCGUGACAGGAGGCCUCGCAAGUUCCCCUUGGAACAAGCGUCGCAGGCAGCUUGUUUCAGUCGACCCUCUAGGUGCUACCAAACUAGCAUUGGAAAUCGCUCGUACUGCGCUGCGGCUGUGCAAAUUUUAUCACCGGCGUUCGGUGCCGGUCUUUGCGCCAGUGCUGAGGGAUGACCCCUUUGCUUUCGCUGUCGCUGCAGAUCUCUUGCGGGAAAUCGGCCGCAUCGGAGUGCAUGUCGACAUAUCUUUCAUAGCGAAGCUCGAAGACGAGCUGACAACGAGUACACGGCAAACCUCUAGUAUGCUUAUGGAUAACACACAAGCACCAGUAGGAGUAACACGAGAUGAUCCGAGUCUCGAACCCCAUCCGCAGAAGUGGAGACUUCGUGACGUGGUUGUGUUCAUUGGGAUCGCACCGAAUGGCUUGCGUAAGUGGACGCUCGCUGAAAAUCUGAGGCGAUCGCUAGCCGCCAGGAGUGUUCGACUUGUCGCUGUUUUUGAGGACGAACAGGUUCUUGCAGGAGUAAUUUCAUCUGCUGAGAAGUCCAACCAAAUUCAAACUGUUCGUGAUGGGCCAGGUGGAAUAUCUUCUGCGCAAGCGGGAGCUACAUCAGAGCGAUCACAAUCGCCACCACGUAGGCCGAGCGAAACGACGGUGCGUGUAGUCAUGCGCGCUUUCGAAGGGGAUUUGUCUCCUCUUGAAGGCGGAGGAUAUAGUGAAGAUGACACGUUUGCUGACAUCAUGUUGACUCGGGACGACAACAUAGGUAAGACUAUUUCCACGACGUCUCCUUCAAGCUCGUCAACAUUACCUACAGUUUCAACGGCCAAUCUGCUUCCACGCCCUUCUUCGUCUUCUGGGCCAGCAAAUAUCGCUGGUGAAGUCACUUUUCUUAGGACCACGUGGGAUGCCCGUGUGAUUCUUCUUCAUGUAGGAAUAGACGGCGAGCGAGCUAGACGGGGGAGCGUACUUCUUGGCCAACAUUGGGACGAAGAGGAACGGGGCGCCUUUGAUUCUCCGCGAGUUGUGAGAUUCAAAAAGAAAUUGAGGGUACUAGGUUAA
Amoebophrya sp. A25 is the source of this 2646-nucleotide messenger RNA. Lineage: Eukaryota; Dinophyceae; Syndiniales; Amoebophryaceae. The record is from the annotation of a GenBank genome assembly.